CUUGUCCACCGGGAACAUGGCGGCGUGAGGUGUACGACGUAACCUCAUUUAUUUAAUUAUUUUUCUACAUGUUAAAUAAGUAGACAUAAACAAAGUUUUUUAAAAAUGUUAUUAACAAAAGCAAAUACGUGCUUUUGUAUAAAGCGUAUACCGUUGUUACAAAAAAUACGUGCAUCAAGUAGUGCAGUUACUGCAAGUGAUAAUAAAUUUACAGACUAUGUUGAAUAUCCUCCAAUUCAAGAUGUUAGUUUUCCUGGAAAAUUUAGAAGAUAUCAAGAAGAUUGGCAUGAACAAGUUAAGAAAGUCAAAACAGUUGAGGAAAAAAUGAUUAAAAUAAAUAUGCCUCGUUUUUGGGGUUUUAAAUGUAUGAUGUAUGAAGAAGAUAAAAUUUUUUACAAUGAAUUACCACAUGCCCAAUACAUAACACUAACACACGUUAUGAAAGAGCCAAAACUUCCAUCAUAUUAUGAUAAUCUUGUAUCAUCUGAAACACUUGACUCAUUAACACAAGAAAUUAAAGGAUCCAUUGAAGAUGCAAUUGUAUUUGAAGUUGAUCAGAGAAAAAAACUUCAAGAGUUGCCUAAAAAUAUUCUUGAUGCACCAAGAGCAGUGGAAGAUAUAAUUUGUUCUGCUGUUGCUAAAUCAGUCAACAGAAUAAUGCUUGGUUACUUAGCUGAAUAUAAUCAACAUCUUAAUGAAAUGGAAAUUGAUUAUGAGCCACGAAUUGAGGCUGGUUGGUUUGCUGGUGGAAUUGAAUUACAUGAACAUAUUAUUAGAGGUAGAAAAGCAAGAUUUUGGAAUGAUGUAUUACAUGAACCAGCUGAUAGACCAUUUCAGUUUAUUGGAAAACCAUCAUUACAAUUGAGACAUAUUCAUCCAUUAAAAGAAAUAAUACCAUUAUCAGAAUGUGAUAAUCCAGAUUUUGAUGUUCCAAAAUAUAAAUUUGAUCCAAGAACUGUUGGUCAUGCAUUAAAAAGACGACACAUGACUAAUAUACCUGGUUUUUGGCCUGGUGCACAAAGUGAAUUUGGCUUUAUGUCAUAUCACAAACGUGGUUAUAUGAUUGAUAGAACUUUUAAUGAUGAUUCUGAUGCUCUUAAAGCUCAAGCAAUUUUUGCUAAUUAUGGCUGGCUUUUAGCACAAGCAUGUAAUCUUGGUUUUACAACAUUUAAUGAUGUUACGUAUCCACUAGUUAAUCAAGCUAUUAUUACAAAUGGUCAAUGGUGGUCUUUUUGUGUUUAUCAAUUAAAUACAACACUUGUUAACACUUGGCAUCAUGAUGAAAAUCCAAAACGUAAUCUUUGUUGGAUGCCUGAACCAAUGAAAUUAUAUGAAUCUAUUGAGGGAAAUAAAUUAAUUGGUUUCAAUGAUGAAGUCAUUAAAAAUUUAAUAAAAUUAUAUUCAAAUGCACCUGAAGAACGUGUUGGUGUUAAUAUGAAACCUUAUCUUGGUGAGGAUGAAAAAGUAAUAGCAGAUAUUCAAAAUGAUGAAAAAAGAAAUUGGCUAGAAGAUCGUUACAAGAUGCUUGUAUCAAAUCGACCCAGAAAAUUAUUGAUGCCAGAAUUAUAUCAUUGGGAAUUAAUUUACAAGCAUCAAUUCAAAACAAUGCCAAUGGAAAAAAAACGAACACCAUGGGACUUUGGUGUCAAUCCAUUCCUUCGUCGACUCAAUCAACAUAUUCCAGCGUACAUACCAAAAGCCAAACGAAAACCAGGUGCUUACAGAAAAAAAUGGGAAGAUACUUUCUAUCCUCAAUAAUUACAUUAAUUGCUGUAAGUAUGUUAAAUAAAAUGGAAAUUAAAAAAAUGUAUUUGAGAAUAAAUAAUAAGAAUUUAUUACUUG
Molecule: messenger RNA, 1842 nt
Organism: Aphidius gifuensis
Lineage: Eukaryota; Metazoa; Arthropoda; Insecta; Hymenoptera; Braconidae
Gene: mRpS30
Product: 28S ribosomal protein S30, mitochondrial
Exons: 4
Coding region: 106-1758 (550 amino acids)
Biological process (GO): translation
Cellular component (GO): ribosome; mitochondrial large ribosomal subunit; mitochondrion
Molecular function (GO): structural constituent of ribosome
Source: RefSeq, a predicted model, not a curated record